AUGACCCACAGAGAUCAAAUACCCCCUUUCCCUGCUGCCUGUGGAGAUGCGCAGAGGCGGAGGCUUGGGUGCGCUCAAGAUUCGGCUCUACCCAUAACCCACCGCCAUGCCGAGGAAGGUAUUGUUGCUGCAGGUACAAUGGACGUUAACACAGCUUUACAAGAGGUGCUGAAAACUGUCCUCAUCCAUGAUGGCCUCGCGCACAAAAUUCACAAAGCUGCCAAAGCCUUAGGCAAGCGCCAUGCCCACCUUUGUGUGCUCGCUUCCAACUAUGAUGAGCCUAUAUAUGUCAAGUCGGUGAAGGCCCUUUGUGCAGAACACCAAAUCAACCUCAUCAAGGUUGAUGACCAGAAACUAGGGGAAUGGGUAGGCCUCUGCAAAAUCCACGGAGAGGGAAAACCCCAUAAAGUGGUUGGUCGCCAUUGUGUGGUGGUUAAGGACUAUGGCAAAGAAUCUCAGGCAAAGGUUGUCAUCCAGGAGUACUUCAAAUGCGAGAAAUGA
Molecule: messenger RNA, 501 nt
Organism: Molossus molossus (Pallas's mastiff bat)
Lineage: Eukaryota; Metazoa; Chordata; Mammalia; Chiroptera; Molossidae
Product: 40S ribosomal protein S12-like
Exons: 2
Coding region: 1-501 (166 amino acids)
Biological process (GO): translation
Cellular component (GO): cytosolic small ribosomal subunit; ribosome
Molecular function (GO): structural constituent of ribosome
Source: RefSeq, a predicted model, not a curated record